This is a messenger RNA of Carassius auratus (goldfish), 2302 nucleotides long. RefSeq names its product membrane-spanning 4-domains subfamily A member 4D. Lineage: Eukaryota; Metazoa; Chordata; Actinopteri; Cypriniformes; Cyprinidae. Gene Ontology annotation, cellular component: membrane. Bases 30 to 695 code for a protein of 221 amino acids. The transcript is spliced from 7 exons. The record is from RefSeq and is a predicted model, not a curated record.
CAAUAAUUCCCUCCCACUGUUUUCUUCGCAUGUUACUCUUUUCUGUGCUGUUGCACAACUCCGUUGUUUUCAUCUUACUGGUUCUGUCACAGACACAUGCAGUGAUGGUGGAGGAUCGACCAGCAGGAAGCGAAUCAGAGGCCAUCACCACCAUGACAGGCGGAAGUAAACCCGUGCACCGCUUCCUCAGAGGACAACCCAAGAGUAUCGGAGUGGUGCUGGUGAUGAUGGGUAUAGGUCUAUUCAUGUUUGCGAUUCCUAUGAAUGAGAAAUCAGAUGCGCUCAUCACAUCAGAGCAGUUCACCCCAUUCUGGCUUGGGAUCUUGUUCUUUAUCUGUGGUCUUCUGUAUAUACUGUCUGAGCGCAACCCAUCCAAGAAGAUAAUCACAGCCAGUCUUGCUCUGAGUAUCAUCUCAGUCAUUGGAGUCCUGUCUGCUUUGGGGGAGUUCUCCAGAGCAAUUGUUGGAAUCGAUCAAGUAUACUGGUCUCAUCUACAUCCGAAUCACACAGAGGAGGAGACCAUUUAUAUUGAACAACAUUAUAUGCCCAUCAGAAACAUGGAGCUAGUGUUCUUCUGUCACAACUUGAUAGGAGGCGCUCUGCUUAUAACCAUGGCGAUCUUCGCCAGGGCUGGGCUGCGAUCCAGCAGGACUCAGACUGUUGUUGUAAUGCGGGACCUGGCCUCCGCAGAGUGAACCAACCAAAAUCAUCUGAAGAUCCAUCUCUGUGUAUGUGAAGAGGAACUGACAACACAUCAGAAUAUUUCACUAAUAAUCACCUGUUUAAAACGAUCAUUAAAAUGGCAUAUAUAUAUGUUUUGUGCUGAAAACUAACAUAAAAACAGCAUUCAGAGCGUAGGGACAUUUAUCAUUUGUAAACUUAUAUUUGAGCUAGCUUUAUUAUUUUAUUAUAACCGGGAAUUAAUACUUUUUUCAAUUAUGGUUAUACUUCUAUAAUACUUUGUUAUGGCAGUCCUUUUUGUAAUAAAUAUUCUUUACAAUGCAAGCAUAAGCACAUUUCCAAAAUGUCUGAGUGCUUCAUCUGGAAAGCAUCUGUUGUGUACAACAUCUUCAUUAAAAAAAGCAUUAACACUUCUGACACGAAAUGUUUUAGACACAUUGUAAAUACUGUACAUCUUCUAGAUGGAAACCCUCAUAUAUAAGAGAAGUCUGUGAGAUGAAUGUGUGAUGUUUGAGUUUAUUUCUAAAAUCCUAAAUCAAGCUGGAAGUCUUUAUUAUUUCAGAAAUCCCUAAACUGAAUCUCUGCUAAAUAAUACAGUCUAGUAGCACUGUAACAGAAAUAAUAAAAUCUAAAGAUUUACUAAUAUCACUAAACAAGGUUUAUAUCUGGGAUCAUAGGUUAUUGUUUCCGAGAUAGAUGCAUGCAGAAUUCUUCACUUGUGAUCCGAUCACCCAAGAUGGGUUUAUUACCAGCUGUAAAAAGGACAAUGGAGUACUAUUUGUUGACACUAACUUUUUUUCUUUUUUUUUAACAGCAAGAAGAAUCCUUAUACACAUUUUUUAAAGGUUUAAAAGAUUUAGAUAUUUUUCCAUUUGUUUCUUUGUAUUCAUUAUUUGUUGAAUAGUUACAGUUUUUUUCAAUCGCUAACAAGCGCUUAACCAGGGACGUACUGGGACUGAAAUUCAGCCCGGGACUUUAAGAUGGAGAGGCCUUUUACGCGAGUGCCCUUGGUGCACGAGCAGGAUUUUUUGCAGUUAUUUUCAUUCUAAUAGUGUUUUUAUGGUAUAAAGACAAUCAGAUUACGCUGAAGACCUUCAAGAAACUUUAGGAUAACACCUGCCUCCUCAGGUUGUAUAAGCAAGUCCACUGCACUGAACACAACCAGGUCAGCAAAACCUAAUCUCAGACACAUAAGUCACACAGUAUACUGCGAACUACCAGCAUGUCAUGUGUACAGUCAGUCGGAGUGAUGAAAUAGUUACAAAUACUCACACCCACUCAUACUCAAAAACUACAGUGCAGUCCCAUACAAUAGAGAUUGUGUGUGUGUGUGUGUGUGUGUGUGUGUGUACUCACUUUCAACUCUCCCUGCCUCAGCUUCCCCUGUGCUGGACCCUGUCUCUGCUUACUGAUUGUACAGCUACAUAUCAUAUGCAUGAGAAGAACAUGAGUAAUAAAUAUGACAAAGAAUAAUACAUUUUCUAAUUCAAUCUGUGCUUCAGUCAGGUUAUUAUCUAGUAUGUGGAACUAUUGGCAUUUUAUCCUUUAUGUAAAUAUGUAACAUUGUGCUGUAUUUUUCUAUUUUUGUGUGCGUGUUCUUAAUAAAGCUUUGAUUGAUUGA